Molecule: messenger RNA, 878 nt
Organism: Phodopus roborovskii (desert hamster)
Lineage: Eukaryota; Metazoa; Chordata; Mammalia; Rodentia; Cricetidae
Gene: Mymk
Product: myomaker, myoblast fusion factor
Exons: 5
Coding region: 160-825 (221 amino acids)
Cellular component (GO): plasma membrane
Source: RefSeq, a predicted model, not a curated record
CUGGACACAUGCUGGCUUGGAGCAUUUAAGCCCUGCUUGUGGGUGCUGCCACAGCUGCCACCAGGCUGCUGAAGAAGUAAAGUGGGCUUUUUCUUCCUGCCCUGGAGACCAGAAAGACCUUCACCUCCUUCUCCCCAGCCAGUGCCUUCCUCCUGGUCCAUGGGGACAGUUGUAGCCAAACUGCUCCUGCCUACCCUCAGCAGCCUGGCCUUCCUCCCCACAGUGAGCAUCGCUGCCAAGAGGCGGUUUUACAUGGAGGCCAUGGUCUAUCUCUUCACCAUGUUCUUCGUGGCGUUCUCCCAUGCCUGUGAUGGGCCUGGCUUGUCUGUGCUGUGCUUCAUGCGCCGUGACAUCCUGGAGUACUUCAGCAUCUAUGGAACGGCCCUGAGCAUGUGGGUCUCACUGAUGGCCCUGGCCGACUUUGAUGAACCCCAGAGGUCAACCUUCACGAUGUUCGGUGUCCUUACCAUCGCUGUUCGGACUUUCCAUGACCGCUGGGGUUAUGGGGUCUACUCGGGCCCCAUAGGUACAGCCGUCCUCAUCAUUGCUGUGAAGUGGCUGAAGAAGAUGAAGGAGAAGAAGGGUCUGUACCCAGACAAGAGCAUCUAUACUCAGCAGAUAGGCCCUGGCCUCUGUUUUGGGGCACUGGCCCUGAUGCUUCGCUUCUUCUUUGAGGAGUGGGAUUACACCUACGUCCACAGCUUCUACCACUGUGCUCUGGCCAUGUCCUUCGUCCUGCUGCUGCCCAAGGUCAACAAGAAGGCUGGGAAUGCAGGGCCCCCCGCCAAGCUGACCUUCUCCACCCUCUGCUGUGCUUGUGUUUGACCACAGCCCCUGUUCUAGGACUCUGCCUUCGUGUCUGGCUGCCCCACCAUCUC